This is a messenger RNA of Entelurus aequoreus (snake pipefish), 1493 nucleotides long. It is a transcript of the gene vma12, whose product is annotated as transmembrane protein 199. Gene Ontology annotation, biological process: vacuolar proton-transporting V-type ATPase complex assembly. The coding region runs from base 172 to 771 and encodes 199 amino acids. Gene Ontology annotation, cellular component: endomembrane system. The transcript is spliced from 6 exons. The record is from RefSeq and is a predicted model, not a curated record. Lineage: Eukaryota; Metazoa; Chordata; Actinopteri; Syngnathiformes; Syngnathidae.
UCCUGUUUUGGUUGCUUGUCCCACUAGAUUUGCCGUAGUACAAUUUCCUCUGCGGCUUUACUUCUCUUAGCGCAUUUGGCUACCACCGACUGCUCUCUUUAAUGAUGAAUUGAACACAAACAUUAUAUUUUACGUUAUAUCAUUAGACUACUCGUUUGGUACCGUAACAUUAUGGCGUCUGCGUUUGUUGUCGGAGAUCACUUCAAGAUGGGUGUGACGGAACUGUUGGAAAAGACAGACUCUUCUCUGCCUGAAGGACUGAGACAGAAACUGAAUGUUAUUGUAGAAAAGACAGGACAAACAACGCUGCCGUUCAGUACAGCGAGACAAUUAAACAAGUACUUGAAGGAUCAAGGGUAUCCUUUGUAUUUGCAUGAAUUGCUAGAGGACAGCUCACUGCACCUACCUGGAUUUGUCAAGCCACCCAGAAAUCCUGAGCUGGUCGCACGCUUGGAGCUCAUUAAAGCCAGACUAGCAAAUGAAGAAUACAACAAGAUGACGCGUAAUGUAAACAAUCAGGAAAUGAAUCGAAAUGGAACACUGGCAGAUUUUGGACGGGAAGUACGAUCAGCUAAAGCGGUGGUUGUGACCGUUUUCAACUUCCUGGUGACAGUCGUUGCUACAUUUGCAUGUUCCUACAUGGGCAGUCAGUACCUGUUCACAGAAACAACACCUCGAGUCGUGUCUGCUGUGAUUGCAACGUCUGUUGUCGGUCUUGCUGAGCUGUUUGUCCUAGUCCGGACCAUGGAGGGAGAACUCGGGGAACCCUAGCACAACUAACAAGGGCAUGACGCUCAAGUCAGGGAGGAAAAGCUGCAAAUAGAAGCAUAAGGUCAUUGACAGUGUCUCAAAUGGAAUACUUACGUCAGUAUGUCAAUAAAUACUGCGUACACUCUGGCCACACAUUUUGACAGUGUAGUGCUGUACCAGAUUCAUUAUUAUUUUUGCUUAUUUAAGGAAAUGAAAAUUACCAACAACUUUUUCUCUCCUUUAUAAUUGUGAAUUGCUUACUGUAGCCAAAUGGUGACGAUUGAUUUCCAUACCUGCACACUCACAAUUUUGACCAUUUUCAGUGCAACAUAUGGUUACUGGCCGUGUAUACACCUACAGAACCUUCUCAUAGGAAUGCUUAUUUUUGUUUGAAAGAUUAGUGGACUGUGUUUGGGGGAAUUGACAAUGAAAAAUCUAUGUUGUCUUUUGGCAGAAUUGGUGAAAAAGUGAGUGAUUUAAGGUACUAUGAUUCUACUAGUGAUUAUCAUGUUCAGUUCAUUUGCUUUCCAGAUUUCUAGAUGAUAUCUAAAAAUAUAUUUUGAUUGUCCCUUUAAUGUUUUUCCACAUGCUGUGGUCCUGUUCCACUCUUCCUGUAUAUUAUUUCCUGAAACGACAUCCACUUCUCUUGUAUUUAACAAAUCCCAAACAAAAUGUACACAGCUCACUUUCUUUAAAUUCCUAUUUCUGAUCAUUAUUGUACCAAUAAAAAACAAACAUGCACA